AUGCUACUUCAUGGAAGUGCGUGAACACACACACACACGCGCACAUACACACUCUCAAGUAUGAUAAUAAUGUUGGAGGUUAUGGAGGAGUGGAGGUUCUCAUCUGUUAAGGUGAAGUUGGCAGAGGUGCCUGUAUGAGCUAGUAGUCUAGUCAUGUAGUCUGAGUGUGUGGGUCAGUCAAGGAAUCAUUGACCCCAUUCUUAUCUAUGAAAGCAGUUAUUAAACAGGUGUUCUGGUCCCCUUGCAUACCAUUGGUAUUGACAGAGGACGUCAUUGUUCCAUAUCUGACCAGGUGAGCUCAGUCCCAAGAAAGGUGUGGUUUUCUCUCUCUAUACAGUGAAUGACCUGUAAAUGAGUGUCUUCAUACUGCAACUGAACUCUAUACAGUAAAUGAACUAUUCUAUAGGGUUCUAAUGUAUUCAGAACGUCUCAAACCUGCAAACACCAACCAAUUGUAUGGAAAGAACUUGGCGUAAGGGCCACAGAUGGGUGGGAUAGAUGGUGUCUGUUGCAGUAUCAGUUAAAUUAUUUCCACUACAGUUUCGCUUUUUUUUCAUAGUCAUUGUCCUUUUGAAGUGCUUGAAUCCUCGACAAUUUGAAUCUUCUGUGUGUGUGUGUGUGUGUGUGUGUGUGUGUGUGUGUGUGUGUGGCCACCGAGUUGGAACAUGCAGGUGCAGGGAGAGCGGGACUCGCAAGCCACUGCAUGCUCGCCUAAAAAGCAGAUUGUUCAGAAUUUGCUAAAAAGCUCGUUAUCAGCACAUCUUGCAUAAUGGCGGAGGCUUAUUCUCGUGGGCUACGUAAAUAGUGGUGCUUUCACCUCACAUUCCCUCUGGCAACUGAUGCACGAUGGUCAUGUUGGUCCAUUACAACGUUGGUGAUUUACCACUUUGUUCCUUUGUGAACUUCCUCACAACCCACAUUACUAACCUAUCUCUCUUUCUUUCCAUCCCUCUAUCCACCCACAUGUACCUCACUCUCUCUCUCUUUCUUGAUCCAUUUCUCUCUCUCCCUCUCAAACACUUUUCCUUAACUCUCUCUUUUCUCUGUCUUUAUACAUCCCUUCCUCUCUCUCUCUUCCCUUCGCUCUUCCUCUCUCUUCCUUUCGCUCUUCCCCUCUCCCCCUCCCCUCCCUCUCCCUUCCCCUCUCUCUUCCCCUCUCUCUUCCCCUCUCUCUUCCCCUCUCCCUUCCCCUCUCUCUUCCCCUCUCCCUUCCCCUCUCCCUUCCCCUCUCCCUUCCCCUCUCUCUUCCCCUCUCUCUUCCCCUCUCCCUUCCCCUCUCUCUUCCCCUCUCCCCUCCCCUCUCUCUUCCCGUCUCUCUUCCCGUCUCUCUUCCUUUCCAGGUAAGAUGCCUACUACUGAUCCAGGUGCUGGAGGGGACUACGUCGUGCCCACCCCAGGCCCCGCCUUCAAGGAGGUGUGGCAGGUCAAGGUGUGGCCUAAAGGGCUGGGCCAGGCCAAGAACCUGGUGGGUGUCUACCGGCUGUGCCUGACCGACAAGACGGUCAACUUCGUCAAGCUCAACUCGGACGCGGCCGCCGUGGUCCUGCAGUUGAUGAACGUGCGGCGCUGCGGUCACUCCGAGAACUUCUUCUUCGUGGAGGUCGGUCGCUCUGCGGUCACGGGCCCCGGAGAGUUCUGGAUGCAGGUGAGAUGAAAUGUCACACAAGCCCAGUCUCUGAGGUUACAGCUGUGAAUGGCUAUGGUGUUUUGAUUGUCAAGCAGUGUAUUCCUCCUGAUGCAUGACCAUUUGAUGUUGGCUAAACUCAAAGGAAAGGUUACAGUAGAGAAUUUGUUAUGGAUUUGGUUAAGGUUAAAGCAUGGGUGCCCAAUUACAUUCAGCCGUGGGCAGAUUUUUCAUUGAGCGGAUGGUCGGGGGGCCGGAAAUAAUUUUUUGCUCAGAAAACUUGGGGGGGGGGGGGGGGUUAAGAUUAUGGAUUAGAGGAUAGAACAUGUGAUCGACAUGUGGUUGUAAGCCCAUAGAGUAUGACUGUGUUCUGCCUCAUGCAGGUGGAUGACUCAGUGGUGGCCCAGAACAUGCAUGAGACCCUACUGGAAGCCAUGAAAGCCCUGAGUGAGGAGUUCCGCCAACGCAGCAAGUCGCAGUCCAACUCUGGGCCAGGUGGGGGAGCCACCGCCUCCAACCCCAUCAGUGUCCCCUCGCGACGCCACCACCCCAACCCGCCCCCCAGCCAGGUGGGCUUCACCCGCAGGCCUCGCACCGAGCCGCCCGGAGGGUCUCGAACUGGCGGCAACAGCGCCAACGCAUCGCCCACCCCCCGCCACAGCUUCCCCAGGUCAGGCACUGGGAGCGACGGGGGUAAAGGAGAAGAAGGUGUGGGGGGAGCGUAUGGAGGUGUAGGUCAGAGUUCCAGUCCUACCACCAACGGGUCCUGCUCCACCACGCCCAUCCUCAGGUCCAAGUUGGCUCGCUCUGCCUCCACCCCGACCAAGAACAACUCCCUGGGCCUGAUGCGCUCCAUCUCCACCCCAGCCCCCUCCCCGGCCCCCAGCCUGUCCUCCAGCUCCGGCCACGGCUCCGAGUUUGGGGUAGUGGUGGGUGCAACCGGAGGAGGGGGAGGAGCAGCAGGGGCCGGUGCCUACAGCCACCUUCCCUCCCACAACGUUUCCGUGUCGGGCUCCCCCAGCGACUACGGCUCCUCGGACGAGUACGGCUCCAGCCCUGGGGAGCACUCCGCCCCCUCCCCCAACAUGCUUGGAGGGUCAGCCAGGUCAGGCCAUGAUCAAUCCCUGAACGACGAGGCUGCUAACUACAUCCUAAUGGGCCAGCGUGGUGGUGGUGGAGCCCCAACAUCCGGCACUCUGCCUGUUGGAGCAUCCAGCUCAGCCCCUUCCCACCAGCCCCAGACCAAGAGGGUCCUGCGGCGCUCCUCUAGCCGGGAAUGUGAAGCCGAGAGGCGGCUGCUGAGCAAGCGAGCGUCCCUGCCGCCCAUGGCCCUGGAGCGCCUGGCCCCGCGACCACACAGGGAGGAGGAGCAGGAUGAAGACGCAGCGGACUACGCCAUCAUGUCCCACAGCACCAGCGGCGAUUCCUUCACCACUUGCAUCUCCUCACAGAGAGACUCUGAGAUGAGCCCCGGUGGAGGGGGGGGGGGAGGGGGAUACCUGGACGUGGCUGUAGAGUUGGUUGGUGGUGGAGGUGGGGGUGGAGGUAUAGUGCGGGAUAAUGGCUACAUGUCCAUGCUACCAGGAGGAGUGACCCAACCUCCAGUCUCCCUCACCCACUCGCUUUCAGUCUCCGUCGCCGACUUGGAGUCCAAGCCGGCAGAUGACUACAUGGCCAUGACGCCGAACAACAGUGUGUCCCCCCCGCAGCAGAUCCGGCCCCCUCCCGGCUCCGGCGACGGCUACAUGAUGAUGUCACCCAACAGCAGCUGCUCUCCGGACCAGCGGGGCUGCCUAGGAGGCGUGGCCUGGGUGGACAGCAGCAGCACCGACAGCCGGGCGGGCAGCGACUACAUGAACAUGUCCCCCAUCAGCACCCGCUCGGCCAACAGCAGCCCCCCUCCCCCCGAGCAACCCCCUCAGGCAGACCACCACACCCCGCAGAAGGCCCCCAAGAUGGUCUACUCCUACUACUCUCUGCCCCGCUCCUACAAACACACGCCACCUGGUGGACACUUUGAGGACGGUCCCGGCCGAGGCAGGAGGCCCAAUGGGGGCGGUGAUGGUAGAGGAGUUGGCAGGGCGGUGGUGGUUCGUCAGGACCCCAAUUUGGGUGCGGUCCAAGGUCGCCACCUGUCCCUCUCCUCGUCCUCAUACUCCUCCAGCUCAGCCAGCAGCGAGAGCCUAGGGGAGAACGAGGACAGGGCUCUCCAGGGAGCAGGCUCCUCAGGUGGGGGAGCUCACUCUAAAGACAUGGGGCUCCUCCAGCAGAGACGAGCGGCCCCCAAGCAGGGCCAGCAGGGGGGACACAGGACCCGGCCUGUCAGCCUGUUUGUGGACGUGUCCAAAGCCAACACCCUCCCCAGGGUCCGUGAGAACCCCCUCCCCCUGGAGCCCAAGAGCCCAGGGGAGUACGUCAGCAUCGAAUUCAAGGGGGACAAAAGCACUAGAGGAGGGCCAGGAGGUGGGGGAGGGAGAGGACUCAGACACGGGAUGUCCCUGCCUCACGGCUCCAGCCAGUGCCCCUCACACCGGCCCGCCUCUUGCCUGGGGGGGUUCCUGCCCCUCUCCCGAAGCCCCUCCACCCCCCAGACCCCCCUCACGCCCCUCACCCCUCCAUCCGCCUCAGAGUAUGUUAACAUGGACCUGCGGCCCUCACCGUCCCCCUCUCCCCUCUCCCUCACACCACUGGGCUUCCCCUCCUUCCCCACCCCUCCCACGCCCCCUCCCAUGACCCUGGCCCCCAAGGCCCGCGACGGGGCUGAAGCGGGGCCCAGGACAAACAGACAGACUACUCCUGUAGUGGUCACUCAAUCAGAGUCCCCUACCUCCUGCGGGGACUAUACAGAGAUGGCCUUCAGCCUGAACAACAACACCGUCCCCAGCGCCACGUCCAACAACAACUUCCCCAAAGCCCCCUCCCCAGCCAGGCCCUAUCCCUCAGUCCCUGUUGUCACCCUGGGCCUGGACUUCCCCCUGCCUAAACCUGGGCCCAACCCUGACCACGGCGCUAAAGUGAUCCGGGCCGACCCCCAGGGCCGCAGGCGCCACUGCUCCGAAACCUUCCUCGCCUCUCCCUCUCUCCCUCCCCCCUCCUCCUCCUCUUCCUCCUCCAACUCCUCCUCUGCCGCCUCUCUCUUCCCGGAGCACACCCAGGCCGUGGCUCGCCGGCUGGGGUUCGAGGGCAUGCUGUGGGGGAACGGAGCGUCGGCCGAGCAUCUCCCCUCGCAGUUCCUCCACCCUGGGCCUGGCCUACCCGCUGCCCAGGCUUUGUCCGUGGAGCAAGGUCUCAACUACAUAGACUUGAACUUGGUCAACAAAGAGAGCCCUCAUUCAGCCUUAGACGGGUCCUCAACCGUCCAGGCUAUCCCCACUCGCCUCUACUCGUCCGUGCUGAAUGGGGUGUCCGGAGCAGGCGUCGGGGGCAGUGGAGGCUCCAACCUCAACACCUAUGCCAGCAUUGACUUCUACAAGUCAGAGGAGCUGCGGACGCAACAGAACGGAAACAAAGACGGUACAGGUGAGAGUUCAUUUCUACUCCUUUGGCCAUAUUUGGGGGGAAGUCUAAAUGUCCUCUCUCUGUGAUGUUUUGUGUGCAGCUUUGGUUGCUCUCCUGCUCUUCUUCCUAUUCCACCCCUCUUUCUCACCCUGUCUCUCUCUUGCUCUCCCCCUCUCUCUCUCUCCCCCCUCUCUCUUUUCUGUCUCUCCCCCCCUCCAUUCCUGUCUCCUGCUGCCACUGUCUACAUUUUUCAGAUGAAACGGUGGCAUUUUAG
Coregonus sp. 'balchen' is the source of this 5396-nucleotide messenger RNA. NCBI's taxonomy places the organism in Eukaryota, Metazoa, Chordata, Actinopteri, Salmoniformes, Salmonidae. The record is from the annotation of a GenBank genome assembly.